Messenger RNA from Amoebophrya sp. A25, 4676 nucleotides. Lineage: Eukaryota; Dinophyceae; Syndiniales; Amoebophryaceae. The record is from the annotation of a GenBank genome assembly.
AUGGUUGGUGAGCAGGUUUAUUGCCUCACAGUGGGCGUGAACAAUGACGACGCGGCAUGGAUGCCUAGUGGCAAUGGAUCAGCAGUCAGUUGCAUGGAGAGCUGUGAGGAACUUGGGCCAGGCGUUUGUCAGUGGUUCACGACUGUGGAGCCGAUAAACGGACACGAUAGCGUUUGCAUGGACCCGUCACAUCAACUUUACUUAUGGAGGAGGACUCUUCUAAGUAGUGGUACUAAGGAAGUUAGUUGUAGUUAUAAGUACUUAGUUACCAUCUACAAAAGCUCUUUCACUUUCAGCCUUUUCAAGUAGGAAAGUUUGAAAGUGAAAGAGGAUUUUCUUGGAAUAUUAGUUUAGGAUAAUCAAUCAAUAUUUAUAGCAAGGUACGCGAUUCGAGGAUGACGAUGGGGAGGUGGUGGUUGGGUAGCUCGAAUCUGCCUCGUCAACGUCAAAUAUUCAACAGAGAAGUUACUUAACUUUAACGCAUUAGGAUAAUUAGACGAGGAAUGCGGAAGCUACUUCUGUGUGUAGUUGUUUACUACCUCGCUCAACGUUGUUGUCGUGGUCGUCACCGCUUUCAUUUUCUAACCUAUGAAUCGGAGAAAACAGAUGUCAGGUGUCGAAGGCCAGCGUAUUAUCCCGCGUGGGAGUUAGAUUAUCUGACGGAUUGCUGGCGGACAACACAGAUAGGCCGAAGCCCAUUUCCGAUCGUGAACGACACAACGCAACCCACAUGCGCGCUGCGGACGUAUACCAGGAAAAACUACGUCAGCAAUCGAACGAGCGAGCGACCACACGAACGAGCAAAUAGCACGAUGAUGUUACGACGAAUUAUUUGACAACUUUAUAGAGAUAUUAGAUACUACACGUACACCUGAUCGUUGGUUAAAUUUAACUUGGUUACCAAAGUAGUGCAUAUUGAUAUUUUUACACCUACGUAAUACUUCUGAUGAUAGUGAUUAAGACAAUUACAUCGUCGUGCUGCUCAGCAUGACGUAUGACAUCGACAAAGUAGCCCCCUGUCUCUGGAGGGUAACAUCCGUCGCCAUUUUAUAUGUCGAUCCACAUACAACAUAGUAGUUCUAACCUCAAACAACAGAACCGACGGGUGGCGUAAUUUUACUCAUGUGGGAGACAACGUUUACUGCGACAAGGCUGUAGGAGAUACGACAGGGCAGAUUGUGAAUCCAGCUACAGGUCGCGUGCUUAGCGGAACGGAUUCUGAUACCUGCAUGCUUUCCUGCCUGGACUCGAAUAACAAUGGCACUGCUAGUUGUCUUGGUUUUACCUUCUACGAAAACUCGCCGUCGGCGACGUGUGCGCGUGCUGGCGAGUGCGUCCUUCUGAACGGAACGGAGGCAGACUGCUCAGUGCGAAGAGAAUUUUAAGGCUCCUAUCACUUAAAUUCCACUUGCUUGAUCUAGAAUUUUGUUCUCGGUCGUCUCCCUCAACUGUCAAACUGUUACCUCAAGUCGAGCAUGCUCUUAUUCUACAACUUAAAUAAAUCUAAAACAAAAAGAGUCCUCGUCUACUUCCAAGGAUCCUAUCACCAGUUUCGAAGAGCAAGAUGGGAACGCGGUAGCUCUAAGACUUGAGUGCACCAGGUGAAGCAGGGUCGUGUGUGACAACAGCCUACAGUCGGAUAGUGGGACCCACGUGGGACGAUUUUCAAGCUAUGGUCGAUUUAUCGGAGGAACCGUGGACACCCAGACUCUCCUUCUGCAUCGGGGAAGAACAACGAGCAGACUCUAGUUAAGGUUUCUCCUCAUAAAUAUUUAUAUGAUUUAAGUGUAUGUAUCUGUAGUAGUAUCUCGUCUAUCUUCUGCUCGACAAGGACCACGACAAGAAGCUGUUUCAUUUAGGACGAUUAUUAUCCGAUACUGAUUAUAGCUAUAAUCGCUAUCCCUAAUGCAUCUUACAUCUUUCUAGAAGUAUCUUUAUUUUCGAAGGAGGUGUCCAGCACACGCUAAUCGAGUAUCCGGACAGCGUGGGACUGCAUGCAAGCGUGUGGACAGAACACAACGUGUAUGGGCUUUACUUGGCUCACGGCCGGAGAAAUGUCAAACUGGCCAACGAUUCAGUGCCCUUUUUCGCCGGAUAAUCUCACACCGGUGUGCUUAUGAUGAUAAAGAUAAGUAAGAAAUAAGAGUGCUCGUAAAAGUUAGUGAGAAGUCAAGAACACUCAACAUAUUGGUUCAUCAUCGUCCACUCCAUGAUUAAGGUUAACAUCAGCAUCACCCGCAGCGUCAUCCUCAUCACAUGUUACUUAGUCAUCAAGUUGUAGAUGAUGAUAGAAACUAACCUUGAUUCCUACUGCUGUUGGGCUUCAUUCCACCUGCUCCACGAUGACUGCUGGACAACGCGGGAACGCAUGACCUCGUACCAAAACAUAUCACUCGGUCAGGAGUGCGUUGCCCACGCGUACAGUAAAACGACUAGCACAAGCACCACUACCACAAUGACAACCACCGAAACUUCGACCGAAACGUCGACGACAAGCUCUACAUCAACGACCACUUUCACGGGAACCUCGACUAGCACUUAUGGCUUUCAAAUGAUUGAAAUCUGUAGGAGCAGAAGGGAAAAGUCUAGAGUUGAAGAUAACCGAACUGAACGAGAAAAAAAUUCGCACCUAUAAUAUUAAUUGGUCUACUUUCUGACUUUGCAGAAGAUUCACUGAGUGGCACUAGCUGUAUUAGAGAUGUUCUAUCGUUACCUCAAGUUGAUAAUGAUGCUUUUUUCUGGUGCCUCCCCCCUCUAUGCAACCUGAUAGAACCUGCGGGAUGCAUGCGAGAGGUAAGAGGAUUUGAUAGGUGUGCAACUAGUCCACUUUCAAGCACUGAGUUCUCCGCUUCAAAGCAUAUUAGUGCGCCUCUAAUCUCCGAGUUCCUCCACUUCGACAACAAGUACUUCGACCAUAACCGAAACCUCCACCACAACUAGUACAGGCACAGUCACAACAACCACAAUCACGACGAGCACAGUCACAACGAGUACCUACACUACCACUCCAGGAACCUCCACGACAACAACAACAACUACAAUUAAGGUCAAGAACAUUUAGUGUCCAUCUUUCUUGGCAUCUUCUUGGUAGUACCCUUUUUUGUUCCCCUGUAUUCAUCCUCUCACGAAUAUUACAAGGUAAAAGGGGUCAAGAUGAGGGGACCGAGAUGCAUCCUAGCGCACGCUAAUACAACCGUAGACCCAGUGACGAAACGUCAGGCGCUCAUGAUAGGCGAGUACCUCUACUUCGAGUUAUGUCAGAAGAAAAUGAAAACCAAGAAGAAUCAAUUAAAAUAGUUCAAAUACAUGAAAGGCAAGGGCUUGUAGGAGAAGAAUAUGUCAUCAAAUACAUCAUCAAAGGCAAGGUCUUGUAGGGACUUCUUCUCCUUCCUGUGGGUUGCACAUUCUCCUAAACUUGCAUUCGGACUUGGAUGUGAAUAGCUCUGCUGUUGUCCUCUCUAAUCCCUAGCACGAUUUGUGGCGGAACCGGGGCGGUCACAGUCAAUGGCUUGGACGUGCUUUACGCGCGUAACGCGACGAUUCCUGUGGGAAUGAACGUGAAGAUAGCAGCCAUAGAAGGACUCCUGCCGAGAGACGAACUAGACUGGAAUUUCUUGAUGCGGUGUCAGGAAGCCUGCAGUAGUGUGGAUUUUGGGAAGUGCAGUAGCGUGGUCCACGACGUUCCCGGCAGAAAAUGCACAUUUCGCGGUGGCGGGGAUGCGCAGACGUCCACCAUGCUCUUGGCCUUGCAUAGAGACGAAAGGAAAGCUGCGAGAUUACUUGUUGAAGAUAGACCAUCACCAUCCUCGCGGCGGUCGCAUGUCGCGCCGGGCCAGGAGGAACAACAGGAAGAGUCAACAUCAUCGUCAUCAGGUUCAGCUUCUGCAGCACUAUCUUUCCUCGAAAUAGAACAAGAGAUGAAAACACUAGAGGAAAAGCUAGCGUCUUCAACGUCUUUUAGUAGUGGUAGGCAGUCGACUAGUAUGUUGUUGGGUUCUUUGGGCAAUAUGAAGAAGAAUAGGCAGUCGCCCAAUGCUACGACCAAUUCUACGGGGUUGAAUUCUAGUGCAGCAACGACGGAGGCGCCAUUACCAGUUGUUCAGGUUAGCAAUAGUCCAUGCGCACCUGUAUCGGAAUACCAGGACGUCUACAACAGCUAUGUGCGCACCCCGUCAAUGCUGAACACCCUAACGAACCCGGGGACUGGGUAGACAUCUCCCGUUCUAGAGCGACAAGAACACUAGCAGAUGGUCUGGCGUUGUUGACAUGUUGACAAAGAUCUUGUAUAGUAACCUUCGAAAGAAUAUCACAAAGACAAGGACAACAAUAGGUUGACUGCGCAUUUAUUUUUCACACUUGCUUCUGACAACAUCAAAAACUUAUACUUCUGACAACAUCAAAAACUUGUGCUUGUCGUUUCUGCACUACGCCUUGCAGUGGACUCUCUUUCUCAUCUUUCAAUCUACUAACAUCAUCUGAAGAUUGACAUCAUCUGCAGAUUGUACAGGCCUCUCCUAGGUUGCACAGUGGGUCUCCAGUCUGUAAAAAUUCGAAAUUCCAGAUGAGACUUCUUUUGCUCUGAUUCCAAGAAAUAAAUGAAUCUUACUAGCGUUGCCAAUGCACCCCAAUAAUGAAUCACAAUGAUGUGGGUCAUGUAGAGACGACGCAAGCCCUGG